CAAAACAUAAACAAGUCAGAAAUAACUUUGAAAGUAAUUUUUAAAUUAAAAAAUGAUUAAAAUUAAAUUAGUUGUGAUUUUAUUAAGUUUAAAUUUAUUAUCGACAUUUGCUGAUGAAGUUAAACUAUCGUUAUCAAAAGACGGAAAAGGAGAUAAUGCAACAUUUGUUGCUACAGAAGAAUGGCAAGAAAUUAAGCCGGGCCAAAAAGUCCCCCAAGGUCUUCAUUAUCGAAUGAACCUUCAAACAGGAAAGAAAGAAGCAAAACUUCUGGAUCCAAAUGAACAAAGCAGCAACAACGAUGACGACACCAGGCCAUCAAUUCCAACAUCACUUCAAGCUACACAAUCACAAAAUAACGAAGACUCAACAAACAUUGAAGAAAAUGCACGCCAGCGACUUGAAGAUGCACUGAAAAACAUUCCAGCUGACAAGUUUGACGACGACACUGAAGAAAAAUGGAAAGAAAUUUCAAAGAACUUUAGAAGCUAUGAAAAAAUCAAAGAAGAACUUCAAGAUGUUGAUUUGAAUCCAAAAACAGAAGGUGAAGUAAUGCAGCAGUUAGUUGAUGAAUUUUUUGAUGACAAAAUCGACAGCACAAGAAGAUUGGAAGUGCUGAAGGACUUAGAAUACUUAAUGCACUCAAUCGACAAUUCAUUACUGUUUAUUUCCAGUGGUGGACUUGAAAAAAUUUUAAUUCCAAAUUUGGUGAAUCAAACGGAUUUAAAUCUGCGAGUAGUUCUGUUGAAAAUGUUUGGUGCUAUGUUGCAGAAUAACUUACAGGCUAAAAAGUAUGUUAGUGAAAAAACUAAUUUAGGAAAUGAAAUUCUCAAUUCGAUGUCAAAAACUGAGAAUCUACAAGAACUGUCAGCUGCUUUGUAUGCCACUGGAAGUCUAAUGAGAAACAACAAAUUGUUAUCACCAGAAAUAUUAAAAAAAACUUUAGUAAUUCUUUUAAAAAUACUUACAAAAUCAUCAAUUAAUCUUAGCAUUAAAAUCAAAGACUUAACAUUAAUCUCAGACUUGAUCAGUGACCAAAAUUUUGAUGAAAAUUUUGUAGAAAGUCAAAAAGUGUGCAAUCAAAUUGCAAAAUUCUUUGAAGAGCACAGAAACUCGUUAAUAAUAGACACAGAUGCUGCUGAAAAAUGUGCAUCAUCACUUUUGAAUCUUCAAGUUUGCAAUCAAAAUUGGUCAGAAUUGCCAAUGUUUAGGCACACAUUGUUGGUUGUUAUGAACAAUUAUAAAAUAAGACUGAAUGAAGAAAGUGAUGAGGAUAUCAAGUUUGUGUAUUCUUUAGUUAUUGAGCAUUUUGAGAACUUGAAUGAAGAGCUAUAUGGAGAUUUAAAGAUAACUGAUGAUGACUUAACACCAAAAUAUCAAGAAAAUAUAAAAGAUGAACUUUAAAAACCUCAUUUAAAACAUUAGAAAAAUUAAUAAAUUCAACAUUUAUUUUGAUAGCUUUUUAGCUACUAAAAUCC
Molecule: messenger RNA, 1476 nt
Organism: Chironomus riparius
Lineage: Eukaryota; Metazoa; Arthropoda; Insecta; Diptera; Chironomidae
Source: the annotation of a GenBank genome assembly